Molecule: messenger RNA, 390 nt
Organism: Verticillium nonalfalfae
Lineage: Eukaryota; Fungi; Ascomycota; Sordariomycetes; Glomerellales; Plectosphaerellaceae
Exons: 1
Coding region: 1-390 (129 amino acids)
Source: RefSeq, a predicted model, not a curated record
AUGUCGAAGCGCAAUUGGGUUCAUCUGACCGUCAACAUCCCGGACAUGUCCGCUGUCAGCGGCUGUCUCCUCUCGUCGUCCCGCGUUCGCGCUCUCAUCACUGUCCGUUCUGCCUACCCGCUACCGUCCGGCGGCGUCCGUCCGGUGGCCUUUGCUGCUGCCAUUGAGGGCCUGAUCCAUGAGAUGGUACAUGCAUAUCUGCUCGUCUUUGGCUGCGAUCGCCGUGAGGACUGUCUCAACCGAAAGUUCAAGAACGGGGACCGCCGAGAUUGGCACGGACGACACUUACACAAGUUACUUACACAUGUGUAUGAGACUAUUCAGGAGUGGCACAUUUCCCUGUCGGACUUUGGGUUGGUGUAUAUGGAGGAUCGAGAGUAUUGUUGCUAA